This is a messenger RNA of Closterium sp. Naga37s-1, 5823 nucleotides long. Lineage: Eukaryota; Viridiplantae; Streptophyta; Zygnematophyceae; Desmidiales; Closteriaceae. The record is from the annotation of a GenBank genome assembly.
AUGGCGCGUUCAGACGUCGUUCCGGGAGGACGUGCGGGGAAGGCGAUGGCGGCCGCCACUGCCGCCGCGAGUGGCGGCGGUGGCUCGUCCGUGUCGUUGCAGGACGCGGAUAAGAAGAGCCAUCGCGCGGCGCGGUCAGGGCCGGCGGCGGAGCGCAAGAAGGAGAAAGAUAAGAAGAAACGCGGCGUGGACGACGACGCGGAGGAACGCGAGAACCCGCGAGCGUUUGCUUUCCGCUCGUCGCGUCGGGCCAAGCUACAGGUGGCGAGGAGGGUGGAGCUGCAGCAGCGGCGCAUGCACGCGCCCAGUGCCGCUGCCACACGCGCUCAGGCACUGGAGCCACCUCCGUUCGUGGUGCUGGUGCAGGGGCCACCUAAGGUGGGUAAGACGACGCUCAUCCGCUCAUUGAUAAAGCACUACACCAAGCACAACAUUCCAGACGUCAAGGGACCAAUCACUGUCGUCUCAGGCAAGAAGCGCCGUCUCCUCUUCAUAGAGUGCAGCGGCAGCGUGCACGCCAUGUUGGAUGCGGCAAAGUUUGCAGACCUCGUGCUGCUGCUCAUCGAUGGCAGCUUCGGCUUUGAGAUGGAAACCUUUGAGUUCCUGAACAUGCUGCAGGUGCACGGUUUCCCCAAGGUCAUGGGCGUGCUGACGCACCUGGACGGCUUCAGAGACCCGCGCAAGCUCAAGAAGACCAAGAAGACGCUCAAGCACCGCUUCUGGACGGAAAUUUAUGACGGGGCGAAGCUGUUCUACCUCUCAGGGCUCAUUCACGGCAGGUACCCCAAGCGCGAGGUGCUGAAUCUGGCUCGGUUUAUUUCAGUGGCCAAGUUCCGCCCGCUCUCCUGGCGAACUGCGCACGGCUACGUGGUGGCCGACAGGGUGGAAGAUCUAACGGAGACGGAGAAUGUUCGGAGAAACCCUAAAUGCGAUCGGACGGUCGCGAUUUACGGGUAUUUGCGUGGGUGCAAUCUGAAGCAGGGCUUUAAGGUGCAUAUUGCCGGGGUGGGUGACGUGGCGGUGGAGUCGAUUACGCAGCUGCCCGACCCCUGCCCGCUGCCCGGGGCGAAAAAGAAGCGGAGUUUAAAUGAGCGGGAGAAGCUUCUUUAUGCGCCGAUGGCUGAUAUAGGGGAUAUACUGUACGAUAAAGAUGCGGUUUAUAUUAAUAUUCCGGAUCAUCAGGUGCAGUAUUCUAAGGUUGAGGUGAAGGGAAGAGGAGGGAAAGAGGAGGACGAUGAGUGGUCGGAUGAGGGAGAGGGGGGUGAGGGGAGGAAGAGAGAGGAAGAUGAUGAUGAGGAAGAGGAGGAAGAGGACGAGGACGAGGACGAGGAGGGGGAGGGGGAGGGGAAGGGAGGGAAAGGGAGGGUGGGGGGUGGAAAGCAGAAGGAUGAGGGAGAGGAGAUGGUGAAAACCCUGCAGGCUGCUGACGUGGCGGUUGAUGAUAAGCUGAAAUCGAGCACGAUCUCGCUGUUCAAAGGGACGGCCCCGAUUCGAGAUGUGAGUGAGUUGGAAGGCGGGAGCGAGGAGGAGAUGGGUGGGGAGGAGGAGGAUGGAGAGGGGAGUGAAGAGGAUGAAAGUGAGGAUGAGGAGGAGAUGGGUGGGGAGGAGGAUGAGGAGGAGGGGGGUGAGGAGGAAACGGGUCUGAAGGAGGAGAGGAGGAGGGAUGCAAAGGGAAGGAUGAGGCGUGCAGUGGUUUUCGAAGGAGACGGUGCUGAGAAUGAGGAUGAGGGGGAGGAUGAGGAAGAGGAGGAGGAGGAUGACGAGGAGGAUGAUGAUGAUGGGGAGGAGGAUGAUGAUGGGGAGGAGGAUGAUGAUGGGGAGGAGGAGGAAGAGGGAUGGGAGCUAGAGGAGGAAGGAAAGGAGGGAGGUGCAAUGGAGGAGGAAGAUGAAAUGGACGAGGAAAUGGAAGAGGAGGAGGAAGGGGAUGAAGACGAAGAGAAGGAGGAGGAGGAGGAUGGUGUGAAAGAGCCAACGAGGCAGCAGCUAGAGAAGUGGGCUGAUAGGGAAGCCAUGGAAAAUGAGGGAACGGACUCUGAGGAAGAUGAGGAGGAGGAUGAGGAGGAGGAGGAGGAGGAGGAGGAGGAGGACGGUGAAGAGGAGGAAGGAGGGAAGGUAGUGGGAUUGAAAAAGGAUGUUUUGCAGGCCGAGAAAGGGGAGGCUGCGGCCAAGUGGAAGGAAGGCUUGGCUGCUCGGGCAGCCAAAAUGUUUUCGAGAAAGCUGAGCCUGAUGGAAUUGGUUUACGGGCAGAAGGGCGGGGGUGGCAUUAAAGGAAAAGAAAAAGGUUUUGGCAAAGGAGCUAGUGGUGAGGGAAGUGAGGAGGAGGAGGAUGAGGAGCAGGACGAGGAGGAAGAGGAGGAGGAGGAGGAGCUUUUUCGGCCAAGGAGGAAGCAGCAGGACGGCUCCUCCUCUCAAGCUGCACUCACUGACGACAUAGAUGCAGAGGACUGUGUGAGAGUGCGUCCAGAUGCAGUGAACCUGGCACAGUGGGACAAUCCCGAGGUGGUGGAAUCCCUCAGGGACCGGUUUGUGACUGGGAACUGGUCCAAGGCGGGUGAGAGGCGGCGCAAGGGGGGGGCGAAGGGGAAGAAAGGCGGGGGAGAGGAUGGGGGGAGUGAUGAGGAGGAGGAUGGGGAGGAGGAGGAGGAGGAGGAUGUGUUUGGGGAUUUUGAAGAUCUAGAGACUGGGGAGAAAUUUGGACCUGCGGGGGAAGGGGAGGGGGGAGGCGGGGGAGCAGGAGGGGGAGGAGGGGCAGGUGGAGCAGGAGGGGGAGGGAAGACGAUUGAAGGAGCAGCUGGAAGCGAGGAAGCAGAGGACGGAAGCGGCUCUGCCGGAGGUGGACGAAGCCGGCCGAGUGGUCACUCCUGCCCCUUCUCUCCCCCCUCUCCGCCCCUUCUCUCCCCCCUCUCCGCCCGUUCUCUCCCCCCUCUCCGCCCCUUCUCUCCCCCCUCUCCGCCCGUUCUCUCCCCCCUCUCCGCCCGUUCUCUCCCCCCUCUCCGCCCCUUCUCUCCCCCCUCUCCGCCCCUUCUCUCCCCCCUCUCCUCCCCUUCUCUUCCCCCUCUCCUGCCCCUUCUCUCCCCCCUCUCCUCCCCUUCUCUCCCCCCUCUCCUCCCCCUGUCUCCCCCCUCUCCUCCCCCUGUCUCCCCCCUCUCCUCCCCCUGUCUCCCCCCUCUCCUCCCCCUGUCUCCCCCCUCUCCUCCCCCUGUCUCCCCCCUCUCCUCCCCCUGUCUCCCCCCUCUCCUCCCCCUGUCUCCCCCCUCUCCUCCCCCUGUCUCCCCCCUCUCCUCCCCCUGUCUCCCCCUCUCCUCCCCCUGUCUCCCCCCUCUCUCCCCCUGUCUCCCCCCUCUUCUCCCCCUGUCUCCCCCCUCUCCUCCCCCUGUCUCCCCCCUCUCCUCCCCCUGUCUCCCCCCUCUCCUCCCCCUGUCUCCCCCCUCUCCUCCCCCUGUCUCCCCCCUCUCCUCCCCCUGUCUCCCCCCUCUCCUCCCCCUGUCUCCCCCCUCUCCUCCCCCUGUCUCCCCCCUCUCCUCCCCCUGUCUCCCCCCUCUCCUCCCCCUGUCUCCCCCCUCUCCUCCCCCUGUCUCCCCCCUCUCCUCCCCCUGUCUCCCCCCUCUCCUCCCCCUGUCUCCCCCCUCUCCUCCCCCUGUCUCCCCCCUCUCCUCCCCCUGUCUCCCCCCUCUCCUCCCCCUGUCUCCCCCCUCUCCUCCCCCUGUCUCCCCCCUCUCCUCCCCCUGUCUCCCCCCUCUCCUCCCCCUGUCUCCCCCCUCUCCUCCCCCUGUCUCCCCCCUCUCCUCCCCCUGUCUCCCCCCUCUCCUCCCCCUGUCUCCCCCCUCUCCUCCCCCUGUCUCCCCCUCUCCCCCCCUGUCUCCCCCCUCUCCUCCCCUUCUCUCCCCCCUCUCCUCCCCCUGUCUCCCCCCUCUCCUCCCCCUGUCUCCCCCCUCUCCUCCCCUUCUCUCCCCCCUCUCCUCCCCCUGUCUCCCCCCUCUCCUCCCACAACCCCUGCAGUUGAAGGAGCAGCUGGAGGCGAGGAAGCAGAGGACCGAGGCGGCACUGGCAGAGGUGGACGAGGCCACGCGUGGUUUUUCUGGGGCUUACCUUACCCCUAUUGCCACCUCUUCCCCCUCUUGUCUGCCUCCGUUCCCUCCCUCGCAAUCCCGCCAGUUGAAGGAGCAGCUGGAGGCGAGGAAGCAGAGGACCGAGGCGGCACUGGCAGAAGUCGACGAGGCUACCCGUGUGGCAAUGGAGGGCUUCCCCGUGGGGGCGUACCUGCGCCUGCUGUUCCGUGCACUGCCGGGAGAAUUCAUGCUCCACUUUGACCCGCGGGUGCCUGUCCUGGGAGUAGGCUUCCCCGUGGGCGCGUACCUGCGCCUGCUGUUCCGCGCUCUACCUGGGGAGUUCAUGCUGCACUUUGACCCGCGAGUUCCCGUGCUUGUGGGAGCUGUCCCGCCCACGGAGGAAGCGCUUGGAUACCUGAGGGUGAGUGGGAAGACACAGGGAGGGAGGAGGGCUUCCCCGGUGCUCAAGACUCGAGACCCUCUUGUGCUUCCAACCCCUCAUUCCUCCCUCUCCUCCCCACCCUUCCCCUCCCCCCUCCCCACACUUCCCCCACCAGGUGCGGAUGAAGAAGCACCGGUGACACCGGAAAGCAUUCAAGACUCGAGAGCCCCUCGUCCUCUCAGCGGGGUGGCGGCGCUUCCAGUCCGUGCCCGUGUGCGGCUGAAGAAGCACCGGUGGCACCGCAAGGUGCUGAAAACGCGGGACCCCCUCGUCCUGUCCGCUGGAUGGCGGCGCUUCCAGUCCGUGCCCGUGUUUGCCAUGGAGGAUACCAACGGGCGGCACAGACUCAUCAAGUACACGCCCGAGCACAUGCACUGCCUGGCUGUCAUGUGGGCGCCGCUGCUGCCGCCCAACACUGGCCUUCUUGCCCUGUCUUCGGGUGCUGCUAGCGGCAACAGCAAGCAGGCGUCCUUCCGCAUCAGCGCUACAGGCGUGGUGUUGGAGCAGCAGCAGUCGGCCCAGGUGGUGAAAAAGCUCAAGCUGGUGGGCACGCCUGUGAAGAUCUUCCGCCACACCGCGUUCAUCAAGGACAUGUUCUCCUCCCAGCUUGAGGUUGCGCGGUUUGAAGGGGCGGCUGUGCGGACUGUAUCAGGCAUCCGCGGGCAGAUCAAGAAGGCUCUGAAGCACGGGCAAGGCCCGGAAGGCAGUGUGAGGUGCGCCUUUGAGGACAAGAUUCUGAUGAGCGACAUUGUCUUCCUGCGCGCCUGGGUCAAGGUGGCCGUGCCCAAGCUCUACAACCCCGUCUGCACGCUGCUCCAAUCAGCGAGCGCCACGUGGCAAGGCAUGAAGACUGUGGCUGAGCUCAGGCGGGAGCAGCAGCUGCCCAUCCCCGUUAACAAGGACUCCCUUUACAAGCCCAUCGAGAGGCGUCCGCGUUCAUUCAACCCGCUCAAAGUCCCGGCGAAGCUGCAGGCCGCCCUGCCCUUCUCCUCCAAGCCUAAGGACGAGGCUCGGCGCACAACACCGAGCCUGGAGCAGCAGCGGCCGGCGGUGGUGCUGGAGCCUCAGGAGAGGCGGCUGCACACUAUGGUGCAGCAGCUCAACACCAUCAAGAACCAAAAGGUGAAGAAGCGGAGGGAGACGACGCGCAAGAAGCGAGCAGAAUACGAGAAGCGCAAGGCAGCGGACGAGGAGGAGCAGAAGUACAGGCGGCGCGAGGAGAAGAGGGAGAAGUACAGGAAGGAGGCGAAGCGGAAGUUCGGGGGUGGUAGGGGUGGGGAUGAUGAUGGGGGCCAGCCUGGAAAGAAGGGCCGUGGGCUACAGGCUGAGUAG